Molecule: messenger RNA, 3094 nt
Organism: Tupaia belangeri chinensis (Chinese tree shrew)
Lineage: Eukaryota; Metazoa; Chordata; Mammalia; Scandentia; Tupaiidae
Gene: POLRMT
Product: RNA polymerase mitochondrial
Biological process (GO): mitochondrial transcription
Cellular component (GO): mitochondrial DNA-directed RNA polymerase complex
Molecular function (GO): mitochondrial promoter sequence-specific DNA binding; DNA-directed RNA polymerase activity; protein binding
Source: RefSeq, a predicted model, not a curated record
GCAGCCCUGCUGUCCCAGCCGAGGAAGGGACCCGCGGUGGCAUCUGGGGCCCCCGGAGGAGCUCGUCCGCCAGCCUGUGUGAGCAGGCCCGCCGGAAGGACUGGGGCCGCGCGGAGCUGCUGGAGGUGCUGCAGGCUGGGGGGCGGCAGCUGCAGGCAGAGAGCGUGUCGGAGGUGACGGUGAAGCGUGUGGAUGUGGCGCGGCUCCCGGAAUGCGGUGGCGUUGGGGACAGUGGCCUCCAGCCACCCAGGAAGUCCCAGGCGGGGACCAAGGACAGUGUCCAGGCACCCUGUGGCCGCUGGGCCGAGAAGCUGGACAAGGAGAAGCAGGUCCUGCAGAAGCGCAAGCAGCGGCUGGAAGCCAAGCUGCAGGCGCAAGCCCAGCAGCAGGCCCCCCGGCUGCAGCCCCGGCCCCUGCGCGUGGAGCCCCGGCUCCUGAAUGGGCAGCUGGCCAGAGGCUUGCAGCGCUGGGCGCUCGGGGCCCCGGACCACAGCCGGCCCCGGAAGCAGCGGCUGCUCACGCUGGCUAUGUACAACACUGUCCUGCUCGGCUGGGCUCGCGAGGGCUCGUUCCGGGAGCUGGUGUACGUGUUCUUCAUGGUGAAGGACGCCGGCCUGUCCCCAGACCUGCUGUCCUAUGCGGCUGCCCUCCAGUGCAUGGGGCGGCUGGACCAGGACGCCAGCACUAUCCGGAGGUGUCUGGACCAGAUGGCCCGGGAUGGGCUGCAGCUGCCAGAGCUCUUCACAGCCGGGAUCCUGUCUGAGGAGGAGCAAGCUAUGGUCCUGAAGGCCGUGGUCAAGGCUGAGCCCACCUUCAGCCCGCCUCCGCGGCCCCCGCCCCAGGCCAACACCUCAGCGCUCCUCAGCGAGGUCUAUGCCAAGGAUAGCCCCGCGUCGUACCCAAAGCUGCCCCUGCCCCUGGAGACACUGCAGGGGCUCUUCCAGCAGCAGCUCCAUGCAGAGCUGGCCACCAGCGUCUCUGUGGAGUCCGUGGAGAAGGCGCCGUCGCUGACCAAGGAGGUCCUGCAGGCGCGGAAGACCCUGAAGGCACUGCGUGUGCAGUGGGAGGCGGCGCUGCGCCGGAAGCUGCAGGAGACCAAGGCGCCCUGCAGACCCUGCCCGCGCAGGGGGAGUCCCUCAUCUCCCUGGCGCAUGAGCUGGGCCUGCGGGCCUUCAAGAGACACACGGUGCAGAGAAAGCGGCUCACGAAGCAGGUGCGGGCCUUGGAGCAGCGUUACUCGCAGUACCUGCACCUACUGGCCUCUGAUACCCAGGUGGCGGUGCCCUGCCUGCCGCGACAGUACUGGGAGAUGCUGGGCACGCCCGAGGCCCCCGGUGAGCGGCCCUGGCCCCUGCCUGUGCUGCUGCACCUGGGCAAGCAGCUGGCAGAGAUGCUGGUGCAGGCUGUGCAGAUGCCUCGCAGCCUGGCGGCGCCCGGAGGGGCCUGCAAGCUCAUCCCCGUGCUCUACCACGUGUAUUCAUUCCGCAGCUACCGGCAGAUCGGCAUUCUGAAGCCGCAUCCCGCCUACACGCAGCUGCUGGCAGCCGCGCGGGCUAAUGCGUGCCGGGGAGGGCACGCCGCAGCACCAGCAGCUGCUGGAGCGCUGCCGGCCCGCAGAGCUGCACGGCGCCCUGGACACACUCACCCAGCUGGGCAACUGCGCCUGGCGCGUCAACGGGCAGGUGCUGGACCUGGUGCUGGCCCUCUUCCGGGACAAGGGCUGUGCCCGCCUGGGGGUGCCGCCCCCGCCCUCCGAGGCGCCCCGCCCGCCCUCAGGUGGCGCGCGAGAUGCACAGCCUGCGCGCCGACGCCCUGUACCGCCUGUCGCUGGCCCAGCACCUGCGGCAGCGUGUCUUCUGGCUGCCCCACAACAUGGACUUCCGCGGCCGCACCUACCCCUGCCCGCCCCACUUGAACCACCUGGGCAGCGACCUGGCCCGCGCCCUGCUAGAGUUUGCAGAGGGCCGCCCGCUCGGGCCCCAGGGCCUCGACUGGCUCAAGAUCCACCUGAUCAACCUCACCGGUCUCAAGAAGCGCGAGUCGCUGCAGGCGCGACUGGCCUUCGCCAAUGAGGUGAUGGACGACAUCUUGGACUCCGCAGACCGGCCCAUGACGGGCCGGAAGUGGUGGAUGGAGGCGGACGAGCCCUGGCAGACCCUGGCCUGCUGCAUGGAGGUUGCACGUGCCAUGCGUUCCCCCGACCCCACAGCCUACGUCUCCCACCUGCCCGUGCACCAGGACGGCUCCUGUAACGGCCUCCAGCACUAUGCGGCCCUGGGACGGGACAGCGUGGGCGCCGCCUCCGUCAACCUACUGCCCUCUGACCUGCCUCAGGACGUGUACAGCGGGGUGGCUGCCCAGGUGGAGCUGUUCCGCCAGCAGGACGCAGCACAGGGCGUGAGGGUGGCCCAGGAGCUAGAGGGCUUCGUGCGCCGCAAGGUGGUCAAGCAGACAGUGAUGACCGUGGUGUAUGGGGUCACCCGCUACGGGGGGCGCCUACAGAUCGAGAAGCGUCUCCGUGAGCUCAGCGACUUCCCCCAGGAGCUCGUGUGGGAGACCUCCCACUACCUGGUGCGCCAGGUCUUUAACAGCCUUCAGGAGAUGUUUGCCGGCACGCGGGCCAUCCAGCGCUGGCUGACAGAGAGUGCGCGCCUCAUCGCCCACUCGGGCUCAGCAGUGGACAUCCACUCCCUGGACUCCUCCCACAUGAUGCUCACGGCCCUGCACUGCUACAGGAGGGGCCUGACCUUCGUCUCCGUGCACGACUGUUUCUGGACACAUGCGGCGGACGUGGCGGUCAUGAACCAGGUGUGCAGGGAGCAGUUCGUCCGCCUCCACAGCCGGCCGAUCCUACAGGACCUGUCCAAGUUCCUUGUGAAGCGGUUCUGCACCCACCCCAGCCCCAACCCCCAGAGGCUGUCCCAGCGCAUCCAGGCCACCAAGCUGCUGGAGACGCUGCUAUCAGUGCCCGAGACAGGGACCUUUGACCUGGAGCAGGUGAAGCGGUCCACCUACUUCUUCAGCUGACGCAGGCCUGCGGGCUGUCGCCAAGCUGCCGUGUACCAUGGUGUAAAUAAAGCUCCGUUGGCACCCA